This is a messenger RNA of Momordica charantia (bitter melon), 1212 nucleotides long. Its product is annotated as putative prolyl 4-hydroxylase 4. Gene Ontology annotation, cellular component: endoplasmic reticulum. Lineage: Eukaryota; Viridiplantae; Streptophyta; Magnoliopsida; Cucurbitales; Cucurbitaceae. The record is from RefSeq and is a predicted model, not a curated record. Gene Ontology annotation, biological process: peptidyl-proline hydroxylation to 4-hydroxy-L-proline. Gene Ontology annotation, molecular function: iron ion binding; procollagen-proline 4-dioxygenase activity; L-ascorbic acid binding.
CAGCUUAAGGAACUCGAAAUCUGGCAAUUUUCCUGGAAAAUCAAAUCGCCGAGAAAGGAAAAUUUUUCGCAGCUCUCUCUGUGGUGAUCUGAUUCAGUCUAUGGCGAGAUUUUGCAGUUGUAGUCUACUAUUUUUCUUCUCAUUAUCGAUCUCCUUGCUCCUCCGCCGAGCUUCGAGUUCUUAUGCUGGUUCCGCUAGCUCAAUCGUCAAUCCCGCAAAAGUCAAACAGAUUUCAUGGAGUCCGCGGGCUUUUGUAUACGAAGGCUUUCUCACGGACUUGGAAUGCGAUCAUAUCAUCUCGCUUGCUAAAGCGGAGUUGAAGAGAUCUGCUGUUGCGGACAAUUUGUCCGGAGAGAGCAAGGUUAGCGAGGUCCGAACUAGCUCUGGGGCGUUUAUUCAUAAAGCCAAGGAUCCUAUUAUUUCUGGUAUAGAAGACAAAAUUGCAGCAUGGACAUUUCUGCCAAAAGAAAAUGGGGAAGACAUUCAAGUGUUGAGAUAUGAAUAUGGGCAGAAGUAUGAUGCACACUUUGAUUACUUUUCUGACAAGGUUAAUAUUGCCCGAGGUGGACAUCGAAUGGCAACUGUUCUUAUGUAUCUUUCCAACGUAGAAAAAGGUGGUGAAACUGUGUUUCCUUCUGCAGAGGAAUCUCAAAGACGCCAGGCUUCUGAAACAAAUGAAGAUCUCUCAGACUGUGCAAAGAAAGGGAUAGCAGUGAAACCACGGAGAGGCGACGCUCUGCUCUUCUUCAGCCUUCAUCCUAAUGCUGUUCCAGACACAUGUAGUCUGCAUGGAGGGUGCCCUGUCAUUGAAGGUGAGAAAUGGUCAGCAACCAAGUGGAUUCAUGUCGAUUCUUUCGACACGAUCUUGAGAGACCAUACGAAUUGUGCUGAUGAGCAUGCUAGCUGCGAGAGAUGGGCUGAACUCGGCGAGUGCACAAAUAACCCGGAGUAUAUGGUGGGAUCUCCCGAGCUUCCUGGCUACUGCAGGAAAAGUUGUAAGGUGUGUUGAUAAGACUUUGCUCCAUUCUUUAUGUGCAUUCCUUACCUUUGGUUUACCAGGUCUCUGUGUUUUGCAAAGUUUGUUCAAAAACACAAAUGGUAGUUUUUUGAGAGCAUUUUCAUUACUAUGUUUUGUGACAGAUAGCAUGUAUUGAUAACUCAAUUAUGUAAUAUUAUUGGAUGAAUAAUAUGUAGUUUUUGGAAUUUAUUUGG